This is a messenger RNA of Callorhinus ursinus (northern fur seal), 2857 nucleotides long. It is a transcript of the gene BTBD18, whose product is annotated as BTB domain containing 18. The record is from RefSeq and is a predicted model, not a curated record. Gene Ontology annotation, cellular component: nucleus. Gene Ontology annotation, biological process: positive regulation of transcription elongation by RNA polymerase II. Lineage: Eukaryota; Metazoa; Chordata; Mammalia; Carnivora; Otariidae. Gene Ontology annotation, molecular function: protein binding.
AUGUGUUCUCCCGCCAGUUCCAAAAUCCUAUACAGGAAUCCCCGGUUUCUCCGGUUAGCUUUUCUGCAGCUUCAUCACCAGCAACAGACUGGUGUGUUCUGUGAUGUCCUUCUGCAGGCAGAAGGUGAGGCAGUCCCAGCUCAUUGCUGCAUCCUGUCAGCCUGCAGCCCCUUCUUCACGGAGCGCCUGGAGCAGGAGAGGCCAGCUCAGGGUCGGAAAGUGGUGCUGGAGCUGGGGGGCUUGAAGAUCAGGACACUCAGGAAGCUGGUGGACUUCUUGUAUACCUCAGAGAUGGAAGUAUCUCGAGAAGAAGCCCAGGAUGUGCUUUCUGCUGCCCGUCAGCUCCGUGUAUCUGAGCUAGAAUCCCUUCAGCUAGAGGGUGGGAAGUUGGUGAAGGCCCCCCAGAGCCGGAGACUGAACCGGGAGUGCUUACAGCCUCCAAGUGCUGCACCAAUCUCUGCCAGGGUGGUGGCGUCUAGCCGCCGCCCUCGGACUCCACUGCCUGCAACCCAGACUCCUUGUCCUCUUCGGCCAGUAAGAUUGAAGUCCUCGGGGAAGGAGGAGGGGCCCUUGGAAAAAAGCAACCGACAGAAUGCAGAGAAUUUGUCUGGCCAUCUGCUCAAGAAGAAGGCCAGAGCUUGCCCAACUCCACAAGAAAAAAGCUCUUCACCAUCAAGCCACAGUCAGGGACCAAGAGAGGACAAGAGUGACCCUGCCCUUGCUCCUACAGCACUUUCCCCACCCGGUAUGUACCCCUCUGUGGAUGAGCGGCUGUUGCCCAGAAAGAUCAGACUGAGUCGCUCGAAGCCGUCCCCUGAUACCUGUACCUCGAAGCCUUCCAGCAUGGUAAGCGGACCUAGCUCAGUACCCACAGCCCCUGGCCGGCGCCUUUGGCGGCAGAAGAAUAUCAAUAAAGUACCAGAGGACAAGGAGAAACCGGGGGGAGCUAGUCCUCUACAGAGCAUCCCAAGCCCAUCUGGCCUUGGAAAGACAGGUGGGAGCAAGAAGCGGAGCCCUGAAGUCAGGGCACCGAACUCAGACUCUGCAGAAGAGGGGCAGGUUGGAAGAGUGAAACUUCGGAAGAUUGUCAAUGGGACGUGCUGGGAGGUGGUACAAGAGCCUCCCCUCAAAAACUCUCAAGAUAGCCCUCAGAUCCCAGAACCUCAAUACUCAGAAGAGCCUGCGAGUACUCAGCCAUCCUCACUUAAUGAGCAGGAACAGUCAUCUGCUCCAGUAGACCUGUGUCAGGACUCCCCAGUGUGUUCUAGGCUACAAGACAUUCUGCUCUCUGCUAGCCACUCCCCAGACCACCCAGUGGUGAAGUCUGAGUUCGGGUCCAGUCCAGAACUGGUAGGGAAGGAAUCUGGGUUGGAUAUUGACUGCAGAGAGCCCUAUGCAUUUGACACAGCCCUGCUGGGGCAGCCCUGCGAAGCCGAGGAGUACCGCAUCACAAGUGCUGCUGCCACCAGUGAGCUGGAGGAGAUCCUGGACUUCAUGCUGUGUGGCUCAGACACUGAGCCCCCCAUGGGGUCUCUGGAAAGUCCUGGAGCCCAGGGCUGCAGGACCCCUAGCUAUCACCUGACAGAAACAGGAAAGAACUGGAUCGAAGGGGAGGAAUGGUGUUUGCCAGACAUGGAACUCUGGCCCAGGGAGCUCACAGGACUGGAAAAGGAACCUGUUGGUGAGGACAAAGAACCAAUUGAGCCCUUUAGCCCCCUUGUUAUGCCCUCUGAGAACAAAGAGCCAACUGAGUCCCUUAGCCCCCUUGUCAUACCCUCUGAGGUGAGUGAAGGGGAGGUACUUUCAGUAGGACGCUCUUGGACUCCAGAUCUAGAAAUUACCAGUUCCCAACCACUGGAUGGUCAGAGAGAUAAGCUUCAUACUGACUCUCUUGACCUUCCCCACAGGUCCUAUGAGGACCUCUCACCUCCCUGUUCAAACUGUAUGGAGACUAGGCCAGAAGUGUCCCUAAGUAUGGAUGAGGUAUUGUAUUCUGCUCCAGAGGCAGGCAAGGAGGUACUUGGCAACUCUGAGUUGUCGGACCCACUUCCUGCCAGCUCUGAAGAGGAAGAGAUUGAUGUGGUGGACUGGACAUCAGAGGGGAGGCUGGUGCCCACAGGUAUCCCCUCUGUGUGGCCCGACCCUUCCUCAGAGUCAGACACAGAGGUGGACAUAAUGACGUAGAACAGGAAGUACAGGUUAGGGGCAGCGGGAGGGUGGGAAAUGUUGGCUAGCAAAAGGUUUACUGGCAGAGGCUAGCACGUGCCCUGUCCUCUUAGCACAAAAGGCAGGUGUACUCCUAGUUCUCUUUAGGUCCCUUCCUCUCCUCCCUAGGCUUUGGGAGCCAGGCAAAAGUAGUACCAUGGGUACAGAAUUAUGCACUUGAACCAUCUUAUUUCUUUGUAGUAUAUUUUCCAGUUAGUGAUAAACAAGUGAAACUAUAAACUGUGUGGUCCCCAACUCUACUGGGUCAUAAAUAACAACGAACACCAGGUCUCCUAAGUUAUGAGGCAUCUAGUCACUGCUAAUUCAAUGAUAAAUGAGAAAGAAUACCCUCUGUGAAACAGAAAAUGUUCCAGAAGGUGUGAAACAGUGCUGGGGUGGAACAAGUGGGUAUGUGUGUGGCUUAUUCAAUCCAGCAUGGUGGGUCUAGCCAAACCUCUGCAGAGACCAAAAAGACAUAACUUCCAUCAUCACUUCCAAGAAGUGAGUUGAAAAAGAUAGAUGCUUUUUAAAAAAAAAAUAAUUUACUUUUUUUCCCCCCACAGUUUUUGCAAGUAUUUCACAUGAUCUACCAGAGAACCUAGGAGCUCCAGGUUAAUUUGUGACCUCAAUAUGAAAAAUACAAGGGGAGCCA